UUAAGCAUUUGAUGCACUUGCUUUUCAAAAUGAGUCUCUAAGACAGCCAAACACACACAACCAACAGCUCUCUGUGAGGCAGUGGAUGUGCUUGUCUCUCCCAGACACAGAUGGGGGAAGUUCACAGGGCUUCCAGGUGAUGCCUUUGGCACGUUUAACGUGCUUAGCACUUGGCAGAAGCCUAUCUGAAACGCAGGGCAUCUGAGGGUGCUGCACGGUUUACAGGGCUGCCAAUUAACCCUUGCUGGUCAGUCCCAUUCAAUAUGUUAUUUACAAAAGAAAGCUCGACUGACUUAAACUCUGCCGUGCAUGCUGGUGCUGUGAAAUUGCAGACACGGAGCAGGGCAGGGGGGGAGGAGAAACCCACAACUGUGAGCAGUCAGAGUUUUAAAGGGCGUUUUAAUGAAAGGGCCCCGGCUCCAGGGUUUGUGUAAAUGAGCGCUGAGAGGGGCAGCUCGCAUUCCCACCACCGAGCAGGGUGUUCCUCCCAGAGCUUUUCCAACGUCAGGCGUGUUUGUGUGUUUUGCCCUCAGUUGAAAUAACAGCUCCAUCGAGAAGUCAUGGGCUAAAAUAGGAGAGACUGGUCUCUACUGGCACUCAGCUGGCAGCCACAGAAGACUCCCUGCCUGGCCCCAUAAAUACCAUGCUUGUGUAACUAGUUGCGGCCAGAUGCAUACACAAGCACUGCAGUCACCGCUGACCCUCAGCCCCGGAGGCGGCAUCCAUCGGGUUCAGUGCUUACGGUGCUGCUCCUAGCCACGUGCCCUGCCUCCUUGCUCCACUUUUAUCCCCGGCUCUCCCCUGGGUCCCAGGCGGCAUCAGCCUCGCUCCCUCCCCUUGCCGUUUUCUUUGCGCCUCUUGGCACAGCGGCUGCAGUUCCAGCUCGCCUUGGGGCUCUGUGCAGAGCCUCGAAUCCUGCCCAGCUCCUCAGAGAGCGGCACAGUCUGCGCCCCUCGGUCACCCGGCGGGGAAGAUGCCUUCGCCUUGAAACGCUGCGGUACCCUCAUCCUGUCCGCCGCUCCUUCGGCUUCAACAAUCGUGGAAGAGGAAGCGGACGCGAUUCCAAGCCGCUGGUGGGGCAGGGAAGCGGUGAUGCUCUGCCCCAGCCCCCUCGGAGGACGCCUGAGCGCGGCGUUGCCAUAGCGACGGUUCCGCUGGUCCCUAGAUAAGGCAGGCGGGAGCAGCCCCCCGCGGCCCCGGCACCGAGAGGUCCCGCUCCAGCGAGCCCUGCCACCAACCGCACCCUCCGCACCGCUUCGCCUCCUCUACGUCCUGAAAGGCUGCAACAAGGUCUCCUCAGAUCCAGGGUGAACUAUCCCAGCCCUCUCAGCCUCUCUACAAGUAAGAGGAACUUUAAUUUAUCAAAGUAUUUUUAUAAUAGCUUUGAAGUGAAGGCCAUUUCAAUGAUGUCAACAGAAUGUGUUCAGCCCCUGGAUAUCCCAGAAGACAGAUUGGACAAGCGAGACUCCCGCUGUAGCCAUUUAGAAGAUCUUUCAGAGCAGCUGAUUAAGAGCUGUGACCUAAAAAAGAAACCAAGGAAAGGUAAAGCCAUCCCAGCUUCCCAAAACACUGAACAAGAGCAAAAGAAGCCAAGGAGAAAAGACACACCGGCUUGGCACACCCCACCACCUCUAACAGGCAUACUUUCAGACUUCUCUGACAGCCUGCUGAAGAGGUAUGGCAUCACAGAGAAGCCCCAGAGAGAGAGAGUGAGCCCAGGCCCCCAGAUGGCUGACACGGAGCAGAAAAAGCCCAGGAGAAAAGAUACGCCUGCAAUACACAUCCCACCCUUGCUAAUAGGCACUAAGCUGCUUACAGAAGAAAAGCAAACAGUGAUUAUGGAAGAAGAAAAGGAAGGAGACACAAUCCCCAGCUAAGAUCGCAGUGAUAUUUUCACUAAGGCAGUGUAAAUAAUUCUGGGUCAUUCAAAGUGGCAGCAAACAGGAAAAUUUUCAAGCAUGCACUUGAAUUCAAUUUAUCUUCAAGUGCUUAUCUGCAUCUCAUGAAAUCCCAACAAGCAUCCUAGGAGAUGAGGACAUAUAAACAAAAGCAGCUUCCCAGGAUUGUUGUCACAGAGGAAUUAAUCUCAGAUCUAGUUUUGGGCUAGUGUGGGUAUAAGGGUUAAGAGAAAGGACACCACCAACUCGCUGUGUCUGGUACUAAAUACCAGAGCAAUUGGUAGCACAACUGAGAAUUCAAAUUGCGCUUUCCCCUGACAAUUCACAUCAUUUCUCCAUCUUUCCUCUGCUGGAAUAACACUGAUGCCAGAGAAAAUUCCCAGGUGCAGAACUGCUGGAGAAGGUGGGAGGGCAGAAACCAACUCUACAGUCCCUGAAAGGUAAAGCCACCUCUUCUUCUGCCUCUAUCUGCUCAUCACAUGUGUUUGUGAGCAGAAGAAGGGAGAUUCACCCUAGAAUGGAAACUUCCAGCUCACGGCUGUCAGCUUUGGCACAUCAAAGGAUGGAAGGCAGCGCUCUCCCAAGAGCCACACGUGCGAAGAGCAAUGCCUGCCUGUUACAGCAGUGUGGACUACUGAACUUUUUUUCUUGCAAAGGUUUUAUUCCCAGGCUGGUGGAUAGUAGGAUCCUUUCACUUCGUUUUGGUUUUUUGAUAUCUGGGUUGUCAGGAGGGGCUGUAAAGAUUAAAAGUCAGUCUGUGAGAGUAGAACAUGAAGAGGAAUAGUAUUGCCCAUCAGCACACACAUAGUGCAAGGUGGACUAGCAACACACUUCUUCUUAGGUACGAUUCAAUUAGAAACUGUUAUCACAGCCAGCUACAGCCCCAGCAGCUGUACAGGGAUGAGUAGUUGUAGAACAUUACACAAACUAGAAAGGGGUAGUUUUGUGCUUACUUUAACAGCUCUGUACACUAGCCAGAGCCUUCCUCUUCGUUGGACCCAUAGCAACCACAGCAGAGAGAAUUACUACAUUUAAUAUCACUAGUCCAAACAGUUAAAGGUUUAACACCAUUAGGCAGGCAGCUGAGGAACACACUAGCUUGGACUUCACUUGCCACAGUGAUUGACCCAGCAUAUAUCAUGUAGUCCAUUUGCAGCUAUCCAGCUUCAAGAUGUAAUCAACAAGCUUACAAUAAAAAGUGAAGUAUUUGCGUGUACAA
Messenger RNA from Pogoniulus pusillus (Red-fronted tinkerbird), 3117 nucleotides. It is a transcript of the gene PPP1R17, whose product is annotated as protein phosphatase 1 regulatory subunit 17. Bases 1404 to 1877 code for a protein of 157 amino acids. Gene Ontology annotation, molecular function: protein serine/threonine phosphatase inhibitor activity. The transcript is spliced from 6 exons. Gene Ontology annotation, biological process: regulation of phosphatase activity. The record is from RefSeq and is a predicted model, not a curated record. Lineage: Eukaryota; Metazoa; Chordata; Aves; Piciformes; Lybiidae.